CUUAGCCAACAACAUUAUGUUAUGUUAGUUUGCGUCUCGUGCCACCUACACUGCACGCACCCUCUUUCCCUCUUCGUCGUCGUAGCGACAACGAACCAGGGAGCGUAGUUUUAAUGGAACCCAUUUGAUUUUCAGCUUUGAUCCUCCCAACUACAAUCAUUGUGUUCUUCCAAAUUUCAUUUUAAUAACAAUUCCGAUAUUUUAAUUUUUGUCCGUUUUCUAUUCCCUUAUUCUUCUUCUUCCCAACAGCAAUAGACGACGUCGUUCGUUCCUCAGCUAGGGUUUCCCCCAAUGCCGCCGGAUUCCUCCGAGCAAGACCUCGACGAUCCCGACAUCGAGUUCGUCGAGAUUGAUCCCACCGGUCGCUAUGGUCGGUACAAGGAGGUUUUAGGGAAAGGGGCUUUCAAGAAAGUAUAUCGAGCGUUUGAUGAGUUGGAAGGGAUUGAAGUGGCUUGGAAUCAGGUUAAGGUGGCGGAUCUGUUGCGUAACUCCGAUGAUUUGGAGCGACUUUAUUCAGAGGUUCAUUUGCUCAAGACUUUGAAGCAUAAAAAUAUAAUUAAGUUUUACAAUUCAUGGGUUGACACCAAGAAUGAGAACAUCAACUUCAUUACUGAAAUUUUCACCUCAGGAACGUUGCGUCAAUACCGGAAGAAACAUAAGCAUGUUGAUUUGAGAGCUGUGAAGAAAUGGUCUAGGCAGAUUUUGGAAGGCCUUUUAUAUCUUCACAGUCACAAUCCGCCGGUUAUUCAUCGAGACCUUAAGUGUGAUAACAUUUUUGUCAAUGGUAAUCAAGGGGAGGUGAAAAUUGGUGAUUUAGGAUUGGCAGCUAUCCUUCAACAAGCCAAUUCAGCUCACAGUGUCAUAGGUACCCCUGAGUUCAUGGCCCCAGAACUUUAUGAAGAGGAAUACAAUGAGCUUGUUGACAUCUAUGCUUUUGGCAUGUGCUUGCUAGAGUUGGUAACCGUUGAGUACCCGUAUAUUGAAUGCACCAAUGCUGCUCAAAUAUACAAGAAAGUGACAUCUGGAAUAAAGCCAGCAUCAUUGGCAAAGGUGGCUGAUCUUGAAGUUAAAGCAUUUAUCGAAAAGUGUAUUGCUGAUGUGUCGGAACGAUUGUCUGCGAAAGACCUCUUGAUCGAUCCCUUCCUUCAGUCAGAUUAUGAUAAUGAUAGUGUAGGUCGAUCUUCAAGAUCUCAAACCCAUCAUUCAGGAAAUAAUUCUCAUAAUCAAGCUAUUGCUGAGGAUAAUUCUGUUGAGACAAGUAGGGAAUUCACGGUGGAAGGUCAGAGGAAAGAUAAUCAUACAAUAUUUUUAAAAUUGCGAAUUGCAGAUUCCUCAGGUAAUAUUCGCAAUAUCCACUUUCCUUUUGAUACUGAAGCAGACACUUCAAUCUCUGUUGCUAGUGAAAUGGUUGAGGAGUUGGAACUCACUGAUCAAGAUGUUACAACUAUUGCUGGGAUGAUUGAUUCUGAAAUUCGAUAUCACAUUCCUAGUUGGAAUUUCAGUGAAACUCCUGUUGACUUUAACCAUCAAGAUUCAAGUUAUACCUCUGAAACUAGGCCAGAGGCCUCUCCUAUGAAAAUUGAUUCUGUUGUUGCUCCUGGCAGUCUUGCAUUAGAAAUUUUACCUUCAGGUCGUAAGUACUGGUCAGAUUCACCAAGGGGAUUUGGUGGAAACUCUCCAUCUCGACAUAUGACUUCAAUCUUGUCUAAUGAAGCAGGUGUGAACUCUGAGGAAGACAACCCGACUGCAAAUGGUGGUAUUUCAGCUGAUGAUUGUGUUGACGGUACCAUUGAGCAGGAAUGUGAUGAGAUAGCUGAUUCUCCUUCCAGUGAGAAAUCUGAAAUGGAAUACAUCAAUCAAAUAACAACAAAAUUGGAGAAUUUGUUGGUUAAACAAAGAGAGGAGUUAGAUGAACUAAAGAGGAAACACAAACUAGCUGUCUCAGAUCUUUUGAUGGAAAUUCCUCCAGAAAUGUGCCAGAAGGUCCUAAAUAUAUGCAACCUGCAGAUGCCUGACAGUGAAAUGGCCAGGCUUGCCCUUCAUUAAUCUAAAUGCCACUUUGUGUGGUUUAUGGUAGUAGUUCACUUAGAAAGCUCAUUUUAGGAGUGAAAUUUAGAAGUUGUGAUCUUGCUUGUUGCUUGGAACUGUUGAUAUUUUGGGUUUCAUAAUUCAUGCAUAAGAGGGUAAAUUUUUAAUGGCACAAGUGUUCUUGGUAUAAUAUAUGUUGUCAAGAGGAAUUGCAGCUGGGUUAACUAGGGACUGGGAAUUGGGGACUGGGGAGUCAUCUUUGCAGGAGAAAUCUCGUUACGGCAUAACGUCCCAAGAGCUUGGAGGACUUAAUGCUAUUUCUGCAUUUACCUAAAAAACAUGGAGUUGAAACGAGAAAUUAGCUUUGAGAGGUCACAAGACUGGAUUAUAUGAAUAUCAUUUCUCAUAUGUAAAUAGUAUGAUACAAUUCAUUAAACUAUAGGAAAUAUAUACUUGUACAUAUAUAACUUGCUGUCGUUUCAGUUUAUACGAAGGUCUUCCCAUCUAGGAUUUUUGGGCUUGGAGAUCAA
Messenger RNA from Glycine soja, 2558 nucleotides. Its product is annotated as probable serine/threonine-protein kinase WNK3. Gene Ontology annotation, cellular component: cytoplasm. The record is from RefSeq and is a predicted model, not a curated record. Bases 292 to 2046 code for a protein of 584 amino acids. The transcript has 8 exons. Gene Ontology annotation, molecular function: protein serine/threonine kinase activity; ATP binding. NCBI's taxonomy places the organism in Eukaryota, Viridiplantae, Streptophyta, Magnoliopsida, Fabales, Fabaceae. Gene Ontology annotation, biological process: protein phosphorylation; intracellular signal transduction.